CGGUAACGGGUUUUUUGGGGGGAAUUCCGUCUGUUAACGGGUGAUCCUGAGUCGAUUCCGUCCCCUUCCAGAAUACCCUGGGGCUUAGCAGGAGGGACACUGUCCGGUCUAACCUUUGCCUAGUGCUGUAUGUUUUUUGUCUCCACUGCACCUCCACCACCUCCCCCUCCUCCUCCUAGUGCUGUACACAUGUCCGCAAAAUGUCCAGCCCAAUUCUCUCUCUAAGUGCAUCCUCCCGAUGUGUAAUUUCAUCCACAUUCAUCCAGCGUGACUCGUGAACAAGGUGUUGUAAAGUCGGGCACCCUUUGUAGCCCAGUAAUGUCUGACCUUGGUCCUCUAAAGCAUGUCCCGCUUGUUCCCUUAGUACGGCUCAGUCUGGUGCCCGAUGGUUCAAAGCGGUGAAGCUCAAGGACUGUUCGCGACCGUGGGAAAACGUGCUGUACCACUCUGCACCUCUCCAUUCCUCCCGUGUCCUCCUCCCCAUCUGUCUCCUACAGUACCACACCACCAAGUCAUUCGCCCCCCUCCUCUCUUCUCUCUCCUCUCUCCUCUCUCUCAUUUCCCCCCUCCCCCUCUCCUCGUCCAUCCUCCUCAGCGAGUGCGUGUACACAAAAAGGCACACCCGCGAUUCCGCGCGCCUGCCCGAAGGGCAACCCGCGUGGGCCCGCCCACGUGCGUAAGGCAUGCGAAAGGAAUCUCCCCCUCCUGCCUCCCCCGUUAUCCCAUUCCACCGCCGCAGCACCCUCUCCCGCAGAUCGCCGUCUCUCGACUCCACUCACCGCCUCCCCUUGACUCUCUUCUUCUCCCUCCCUCCCUCCCUCUCCUCCCCCCACCCCCCCCUCCCCCUCCCCCCCUCACCCCCCCCCUUCUUCCCCCCUCCCUCCCCGAACGAGUCUAAUUUACAAUUUAUGGACCAUAAAAUUUGGGGCAUGGUUCACCGUCGCCGCGCCGCGGCGACGUGGGACCAUCGUUGUCCCACGAACCGGAUCGACGACGUCCGACCGUCGCCCAUCGAACGGACAGUCUUCUCUCCGCCAUUAAAGCAGCAGAGCCCUCUUUCCCCCUCCCCCACACCCCCGCCGCGCAAGCACUCGUCCCAUCCCAUCCCGCUGCGUUCCUCGAGCCCACACCCACCCACCCGCCGCUCCCUUUCAAUUCCCGCUGCUCUCUCCCCUGCACUAUCAAGCGCGCUCCGUAUAGCCAACGAGUUCACUGGAGCUCGACUCCCAUCCCGACUCCCCCGUGCAUUCGACUGUACAGGGUUUCGGAUUUAGAGUAUGAGGGUCCACUGACCAUUUGACUCCGCCCACACCCCCCCCCCCCCCGUGUCUCCGAGCCUCGUUAAAAGCCCCCUCUUCCCUCCCAUCUCAUUUCAUCCAUCCGUCGCGAGCUGCUUGUCUACUAUCCACCUAUAGUGGCCACUCUUGUAUCCAUCUAGAAGCCACUCUCGACAGCUCCGCAGCCCCGUGCGGCGGUGAUAGCAACCGGCCAUCCAGCGACUCGCGUCAGUCGCGCCUCCGAGGCACGGUACCGCCGCUGGAGCUUCGUUUCUCGGGGCAUCAACUUCAGCGCGAACCGCCAACAUGCGGCCGGCCACGCUCGCCCGCCUCUGCGCCGUCGUAUUGGCUCUGACGGCGGUGAUGCCAGCGGUGCUGCUGACGGGCGCGCAGCCGCUGGCGGGGCCGCGGUGCGUGAACCGGUUUCCGCAGAAGCCGCUGUGCAAGUUCGUCGACGACCUCGCCGGGUCGCCACUCACCUUCCUCGACGCGUCGGCCGGCAAGACGAUCGAGAUUGGCGCGUAUGACGUCUAUCAGAAGUUCCACCGCGAUCUGCCCGACACCAAGGUGUAUGCGUACGGCGUCUCCCGCACCUCGGCGCGCUACCCGGGCCCCGUGCUCGUCGCAAAGCGCGGCACUACCAGCAAGGUGAAGUUCUCCAACUACAUCAAUGAUAAGAAGCACAUGUUCACGAUCGACCCCACACUCAUGUCGCCCACACUCACAAACGGCGGCGUGCCUAUCUCCGUUCACAGGCAUGGUGGGGAGACGCAAAGCGAAUCUGACGGCCAUCCGAUGGCGUGGUACACUUCUAGUGGGGAGAACGACCCCGAGUACGCAUCCCAGAUCACCCCCACCAGCAGCGGCGAGCACGGAUCCGAGUACAAAUCCCGCGAGCACGAAUAUCCGAAUGUGCAGCGCGCCACGAUGCUGUGGUACCACGACCACACGAUUGGGUUGACCGCGCUCAACAUGGUCGCGGGAAUGGCGGGGCUCUACGUUAUCCGCGACCCGCAAGGCGAGGAGAGGCGACUCAAGAAAUGGCUGCCACGUGGCGCGCGUGAAUUGCACCUCGUGAUUGCUGACAGGAUGUUUUUCCCGAACGGAUCCAUCAAUUAUCCGAACCAGGGGUUCGUGCCGAAUGUACACCCGAACUGGAUACCCGGUUACAUUGGCAAUACGAAUGUCGUCAACGGCAAGGUCUGGCCAUUCCUCUCGGUUCGGCGAGCGCAGCACCGGCUUCGGAUGGUGAAUGCAGCCAAUGCGCGCACGUACAACCUCUCCUUCCAGUGCGCUGGGCGUGGUGAUCACAACUUUAACCCCCCUCUUGCCGGACCGCUCCUGCCCUUUUAUCUGAUCGGUUCCGAUGGUGGCUACCUCGCCCGACCCCUCCGCCGCACCUCCAUCCUUUUCGCCCCAGGCGUGCGCCACGACAUGCUCCUUGACUUCAACGAUGCACCUGCCUGGUGCCGCAACGUCAUCGUCGUCAACAACGCCCCCAUCCCCUUCCCUGUGGGGCAGCCGGCCGACUGGUUCACAGGCGUGGUCAUGCGCUUCAUCAUCAACCAGCGCUUGCCCAUCAAAGCACCAGCGCUGCCCAAGAGGAUAUCUUAUGUUCCUCCGGUCGAUGUCAACAAGGCGGUGCAGCAGCGCUGGCUGGCCAUCGUGUUUGUCAUCGACCCGGUGUCGCAGAAACCGAGCUCCAUGCUGUUCAAUGGCAAGUCGUACAUGGACCCUGCCACCGAGACACCCAAAGUGGGCACUUCUGAGAUUUGGCACAUAGUCAACCCGACCUUCGAGACGCACCCCAUCCACCUGCACCUGGUGCAGCACCGCCCCCUCUUCCGCCGUCCGAUCAACUCAGGGGGGCUCAUCAACGGCUCGUGCUCGCUCGCCCCCUCCUCCAAGCCCAGCUGCUUCACUGGCCCGGCCCGCCCCGUGCCCCUUCAUGAGCAGGGGUGGAAAGACACCACCGUGGUGUUCAAUGACAUGGUUACCACCAUCUUCGUUCCGUUCAAGGGGCAGGACGGCAAGGCAUUCCCCUUUGAUUCCACCAAGGGCCCGGGCUAUGUGUGGCACUGCCACGCACUGGAGCAUGAGGACAACGACCUCAUGAGGCCGCUAAUCAUGACGUGAUGGGUCUGUAGUAACUCUGGUACACCCCUCCUUGUGGCCUGGUCGUAGGAAUAGCUUAUAGAAAAACUGUUCAUGGGAACGCUGGCCCAUAGACUAUUGAGCAUCAUGCUUUCUUUUCAGGUAUCAAAUGGUUUCCAUCGAGGGUAGAUGUUCAUGGGGUAUUGGUAGUUUUGUUAAGGCUGUGUAUGUAUCUGUUGGGGGUAAUAAAUUUUUACCGUAAACAUGAA
This is a messenger RNA of Closterium sp. NIES-67, 3640 nucleotides long. The record is from the annotation of a GenBank genome assembly. Lineage: Eukaryota; Viridiplantae; Streptophyta; Zygnematophyceae; Desmidiales; Closteriaceae.